AUGCCAUCCCCAGUUAACCCAAACGACCCCGACCAAUCAAUGGCGGAUGCGACUCCGUUGAACGACGCAGAGAUGCAGGAAAAGUCUCCAGAGCAGCUGGAAGAGGAGCUUCGCGUAGCGGAACUCCGAAGGCAGAGAAUAAAAGUUCUACCUGGCGCCUCGGAGACCGCAGCCUCAUUCCAGUUCGAAAAGGAGGACCAUACGUUAGGGAAUGCGCUGAGAUACGUCAUUAUGAAGAACCCCGGCGUUGAAUUCUGCGGUUACACCAUGCCCCAUCCGUCAGAGGAACGGAUGAACUUGCGUAUCCAAACUUACAGCCCGGCGAACGUGUUCGAGGUUCUUGACAAAGGAUUUAGUGACCUUAUGGAUCUCUGCGAUGUAGUUUUGGAGACGUUUACGGCGGCACGAGAUGACUUUGAAACGAAUAAAAUGCAAUAA
Messenger RNA from Uncinocarpus reesii 1704, 438 nucleotides. RefSeq lists its product as uncharacterized. Gene Ontology annotation, biological process: DNA-templated transcription. Gene Ontology annotation, molecular function: protein dimerization activity; DNA binding; DNA-directed RNA polymerase activity. Bases 1 to 438 code for a protein of 145 amino acids. The transcript has 4 exons. Gene Ontology annotation, cellular component: RNA polymerase III complex; RNA polymerase I complex. The record is from RefSeq and is a predicted model, not a curated record. Lineage: Eukaryota; Fungi; Ascomycota; Eurotiomycetes; Onygenales; Onygenaceae.